Amorphotheca resinae ATCC 22711 is the source of this 4371-nucleotide messenger RNA. RefSeq lists its product as hypothetical. The coding region runs from base 1 to 4371 and encodes 1456 amino acids. The transcript is spliced from 4 exons. Gene Ontology annotation, biological process: inositol metabolic process; inositol phosphate biosynthetic process. Lineage: Eukaryota; Fungi; Ascomycota; Leotiomycetes; Helotiales; Amorphothecaceae. Gene Ontology annotation, molecular function: inositol hexakisphosphate kinase activity; diphosphoinositol pentakisphosphate kinase activity; 5-diphosphoinositol pentakisphosphate 1-kinase activity. Gene Ontology annotation, cellular component: cytosol. The record is from RefSeq and is a predicted model, not a curated record.
AUGCCUCCUCCAUCAGUAGCACGCUCACGAACCUCUUCAACCUACAGCCUGCGCAAUCCAGGAACCGCCGAAGUUGGCAAGCCGGGGGCCAGUCCAACCAGGGCCACAAACAAAGACGAUUGUGCUGUAGAGGAUUGCGAUACUCCAAAAUUGCCUCCCGCCACCAUGGCAGAUGAAACGAGGCACUCUUCGCUGCCCGAUGCGCUUCGACCUACACCGUCAUUGUCCGAGAUGAGCUCGAAGCGGAUGUCGGUGUCGUCGAUGUAUUCCCUCAGCUCUGCAAGAGCUGGCGGCGUUCCAAGCUCUGCCGCCUCUACGAGUGGAUCCGACGUUGGAGCUGGGACGAGUUCAAGGACAUCGACAGGGGCCUUAUCUCCUAACAACGGUUUACAGUCGUCUCUUCCUGAGACUUCUACCUCGUCUGUUUCUGUUCUGACAUCCUCAAUGAAUCAAUUCGGAAGCCAAGGCUCGACAAAUGGCCCUCAACUCAUUCCACGCGAGACUCCUGGACAUGCCGCGGAUAUUGCGAAACGAAAUUCGAUCUCAAGAGGAGAAGCAGUUCUUCGGGUACAACCACCCGCAAGGUCCAGAAGUCGCGCGAAGAGAAGAUUCAGUGGGAGUACGGCCGCAAGCAGCCACAGCCCAAGUAGCGAGCGAGGUGCCUAUUCAAAGAAGGACGAGGAACCCAAGCCACCCUCUUGGGGCAUCAUUGGCGUCUGCGCUCUUGACGUGAAAGCCCGCAGCAAGCCGAGUCGUAAUAUUUUGAACCGCCUGAUUUCCAAGGGAGAGUUUGAGGUUGUCGUCUUCGGUGAUAAGGUGAUAUUAGACGAAGAGGUUGAAAACUGGCCUCUUUGUGAUUUUUUGAUCUCUUUCUACUCUGAUGGCUUCCCUUUGGACAAGGCUAUUGCAUACGUCAAGGCUCGCAAGCCCUUUUGCGUCAAUGACGUUCCCAUGCAGAAAAUUCUAUGGGAUCGCAGGAUAUGCUUGCGGAUUUUGGAUAAGAUUAAUGUUCCCACCCCGAAGAGACUAGAAGUUAACAGAGAUGGAGGACCAAGUGUUUUGACUCGAGAGCUGGCAAAGCAUUUGAGAGAAACGACAGGAGUUGUUCUGGAAGGUCCAGAAGAUGGCACUGGCGGCCAAGAACCUGGGCCUCGGAAAGUGGAACUCCUUGACGAUGGCGAUACCUUGAGUGUUGACGGAGUCAUGUUGGCAAAACCGUUUGUUGAAAAGCCAGUCAGUGGAGAGGACCACAAUAUUUGCAUCUACUACCCAAAGAGCCAAGGUGGAGGAGCUCGGAAGCUAUUCCGUAAAAUCGGAAAUAAGAGCUCCGAAUGGGUAGAUGGAAUGACAGUCCCUCGUGCCAUCCUAGAGCCAAAUAGCAGUUACAUAUAUGAAAAGUUCAUGAGGGUUGAUAAUGCAGAGGAUGUCAAGGCGUACACAGUUGGGCCCAACUAUUGUCAUGCCGAGACUCGCAAAUCUCCCGUGGUAGAUGGUUUGGUCAGACGCAACACCCAUGGCAAGGAAGUCCGUUACAUCACAAGUCUUUCAAAGGAAGAAGCAUCCAUGGCAAGUCGAAUCGCUGUGAGCUUUGGUCAGCGAGUGUGUGGAUUUGACCUCCUGCGAGCCGAGGGGAAAAGCUAUGUCAUAGAUGUCAAUGGCUGGAGUUUUGUCAAGGACAAUGAGGAAUAUUACGAUCAAUGCGCCAGGAUUUUGAGAGAAAUGUUCAUUCGAGAAAGACACAGGCGGCUUGGAACCCCCCUCCUAAGUACAACCACCACACCAGGAGGUUCGGAUGGCACAAAUACUCCUCUUGGUAGAAAGGAUACGAUCGGCAAAGAGUCAACUCAUCGCUCAACAUUGCAGACUAUUCUUGCUCACUCCCCGAGCAUGUCGAAACUGCAUGGGCUCCAACACAACAAGAGCGCAGCAGGACACGGAUCGCCAGAUGUUUCGAGUGCUCCCACCCCGAGAACCUCUCCUCCCAGUGCAAAUAGGGGCUUGGGCCUCGAUCUUAGCAUACCUCCGGCUCCUCUCCCGCCGCCUAUGAUGCCACCGCCAACAGGAAAUGCGCCAUCCAGAGCCCCCUCGAUAGCCCCUUCAAGUCCUGGACCACAAACAGCAGACAUGGGAGAGAUGUUACCGCCGCCGCCACCCGCCCCCAAGCAUAGCUGGAAAUUUAAGGGUAUGGUUUCAGCGAUUCGCCACGCAGAUCGGACACCUAAACAAAAGUACAAGUUCACCUUCCACACCAGGCCGUUUAUUGAACUUUUGAAGGGGCACGAUCAGGAAGUGUUAUUAACUGGAGAGGCGGCACUCGAAAGCGUGAUGAUUGCUGCUGAGGUGGCAUUGCAAGAAGGGGUGGAAGAUCGCGAGAAACUCAAAGCCUUGAGGAACGUUCUAGCAAAGAAGGGUGGUUGGGCCGGUACAAAGGUUCAGAUCAAACCUAUGUUUAGGAAGAGAAGGCCGGAGGAAUUGUACCCAGGCCUUACUAUGCUACCCGAAACAGAGACGACUUCUCAGCAAGGCGAGAGCAUGAUGAAGGAAGUGAAGCCCGACGAGAAUCUCGAUGUUUCGGAGCUUAGCAGAUCGCCUACCAGGCAUGAUUCUACAUCUGGUGUAACCUUGUCUCGGAUUACAGCGGCGGAGAAUAGUCUAAUUCUUGACAAGCUGCAGCUCAUCGUAAAAUGGGGUGGUGAACCAACCCACUCAGCUAGAUACCAAGCGCAAGAACUUGGAGAAAACAUGCGAAAUGAUCUUCUCUUGAUGAAUAGGGAAGUUCUUGAUGAAGUCCAUGUCUUCAGUAGCUCGGAGCGACGUGUCACCACCAGCGCACAAAUUUUCGCCGCUUCGUUCACAGGACAGAAAGAACUUCCACCUGACUUCAUCACGAUUCGAAAGGAUUUGUUGGAUGAUUCGAACGCUGCCAAGGACGAAAUGGACAAGGUCAAGAAGAAGCUCAAAACUCUCCUGCGCCAAGGGAAUGAAGCACCUCCUCAAUUUGCAUGGCCCGCAAACAUGCCAGAGCCAUCUAUUGUACAGAGACAUGUGGUUCAAUUGAUGAAAUUUCAUCGGAGGGUCAUGCGUCACAACUACAGCAAGCUCUACGGCGGUGCUUCCUCGUCGCUCAAUGCAAUUGCAAAUCCGGGCGACAAGGAGAGGGGCGAAUCGUCUGGUUCGGGUGGUGCUUCACUGUCGCAAGCCACUGCGACGAGCAGCAUUCAAGCUCGAUGGUGUUGCGGCGAGGAUGCAGAACUGUUCAGAGAACGGUGGGAGAAGCUGUUCAGCGAAUUCUGUGACACAGAGAAGGUAGAUCCAAGCAAGAUCUCGGAGUUAUACGACACGAUGAAGUUUGAUGCUCUUCACAAUCGCCAAUUCCUCGAAUGGGUCUUCACACCAAGCAAAAGUAUUCUCGAGGAAGAAGAGCUGGCAGACUUGAAAAGUCUUGACAAAGACGAACCAAGAGACAGGUCCAAGGAUUUCGACGAUAGAGAUGCAGAAAAGCAGACUGUACCAAUAGAGAGGGCUGAUUCCAAUAAGAGCUAUCGGCGUAUGUUCAGACGAAGGUCCAUUAUAGGAAGGGGCGAGGAGGCGCCCGAACAGUAUUUCCGCCUGUUUACAGGGAAUAGUCAGACGAAGGCAAAAACCGACGCUCGACUUGAGAAAUUGAGGGAACUGUACAAGCUGGCGAAGGUCCUCUUUGAUUUCAUCUGCCCACAAGAAUAUGGAAUUUCAGAAAGUGAGAAACUCGAGAUCGGGCUCUUGACAUCUCUACCUCUACUUAAGGAAAUCGUUCAGGACCUCGAAGAAAUGCAAGCGUCUGAUGAAGCCAAGUCUUUCAUCUACUUCACCAAAGAGUCCCAUAUUUACACGCUUCUCAACUGCAUCCUUGAAGGCGGCAUCGAAGCCAAAAUCAAGCGUUCUGCCAUUCCGGAACUCGACUAUCUGUCCCAGAUCUGCUUCGAACUAUACGAAUCCGAGAAUAAGACGCCUGCAGACGCUCCUCCUGGAGAUGUCCCGAAAUACGCCUAUUCGAUCCGGAUCACCAUAAGUCCUGGUUGCCAUACUUUUGAUCCACUGGAUGUCCAGCUGGAUAGCAAGCACUGUAUAUCUUGUGCCCCGAGGCGCAGUUUGACAGCACACAAAGAUUGGAAGGAGGUCAUUGAGACGCUGAGGGCAAAGUUCCAUCAGGUCAAAUUACCAAAGAGCUUCCUCGCAGUCAAUCUCUCGGAGACGCACACUUUCCACAAGAAAGAGGAGCUGGACGACAGCCAACAGACCCACUCAACUAUCGCCGAAAUGAACGCCAAAAUCGACGAUGCCAGCGCAGAAAAGAAUAGUACCUCGAGUGAGGGUGCUCUCAAGAGCGUAUGA